Pristis pectinata (smalltooth sawfish) is the source of this 2718-nucleotide messenger RNA. It is a transcript of the gene pias2, whose product is annotated as protein inhibitor of activated STAT, 2. The record is from RefSeq and is a predicted model, not a curated record. The transcript is spliced from 14 exons. Bases 144 to 2009 code for a protein of 621 amino acids. Gene Ontology annotation, biological process: protein sumoylation; regulation of transcription by RNA polymerase II. Lineage: Eukaryota; Metazoa; Chordata; Chondrichthyes; Rhinopristiformes; Pristidae. Gene Ontology annotation, molecular function: transcription coregulator activity; zinc ion binding; SUMO ligase activity.
CCGGGAGCGGCGGCCGCCCGCUCGGAAAAGGCGCGCAAACGGUGGGGGUGAUGGAGAACUAGGUAGAGAGAGGAGGGAGAGAGGCGCAAAGAGGGGCUGUCGGGAUCGGCGAGGCGCCUCUGGUGAAACACCGAAAUUCGAAUAUGGUUUCCAGUUUUCGAGUCUCAGAACUUCAAGUGCUAUUAGGUUUUGCUGGACGUAACAAAAGUGGUCGUAAACAUGAACUUCUUGUAAGAGCACUACACUUAUUAAAGAGUGGCUGUAGUCCAGCUGUUCAGAUCAAGAUUAAGGAACUGUACAGACGACGCUUUCCUAGAACAAUUGAAAGCCUUGCUGACUUGUCAGCUAUAAAAUCUUCUGUUUUCUCUUUGGACAAUAAUCUCUCAACUGACUCUGAGUUGGGGUCAGGUAUUGCACAGUCUUCGUCAUCCACAUCAGCUCCUGCUCAGCCCUCUUCUCCACUAGUUAGCUCAGUGUUACUGCAUGAGACUAAACCCAAUAUAGAAAUGCAAGAGGCUUCUCCCUCCAUCCAUCCUGUCCAUCCAGAUGUCCAGUUGAAAAGCAUACCCUUUUAUGAUGUCCUGGAUGUGCUUAUUAAACCGACAAGUCUAGUGCCGUCAAAUAUUCAACGAUUCCAGGAAAAAUACUUUAUCUUUGCAUUGACGCCUCAGCAAGUAAAAGAAAUAUGCAUUUCUAGGGAUUUUCUGCCAGGUGGAAGAAGAGACUAUAUUGUGCAGGUUCAGUUGAGGUUUUGUCUUGCAGAGACGAGCUGUCCCCAGGAAGACAAUUAUCCUAAUAAUUUAUGUAUAAAAGUAAAUGGAAAACUAUAUCCAUUGCCAGGGUUUACACCGCCAGUUAAAAAUGGCGUUGAACAGAAGCGGCCUGGUCGGCCUUUAAACAUCACAUCGCAAGUUAGACUCUCAUCAGCUGUACCCAAUCAGAUUUCUGUUUCUUGGGCACCAGAAAUGGGAAGAAAUUAUUCUGUGUCUGUAUUUCUGGUAAAGCAACUGACAUCGGCUGUGUUGCUGCAGAGGCUGAGAAACAAAGGCAUCAGGAAUUCUGACCAUUCCAGAGCACUUAUUAAAGAAAAGCUGACUGCAGAUCCUGAUAGUGAAAUUGCAACCACAAGUCUAAGAGUUUCAUUGAUGUGUCCAUUGGGGAAGAUGCGUCUGACAGUUCCUUGCCGUGCGGUCACCUGCACACAUCUACAGUGCUUCGAUGCUGCCCUCUACCUUCAAAUGAAUGAAAAGAAGCCCACAUGGAUUUGUCCAGUGUGUGAUAAAAAGGCAUCCUAUGAUAGUUUAAUAAUAGAUGGAUUGUUUAUGGAAAUCCUGAAUUCUUGCACUGAUGUAGAUGAGAUUAAGUUCCAAGAAGAUGGCUCUUGGUAUCCAAUGAGGCCCAAGAAGGAAUCUUUGAAACUCUCCAAUUCACAGUGUACAAAAGUUGAACUUGCAUCAGGUUCAACUGUCACCAACAAGACUGGUUCUGCUGUGCCAACCAGUGAACCAAGUAGCAAUAAAAAGGUUGAGGUCAUAGAUCUUACAAUUGAUAGUUCCUCCUCAGAUGGGGAGGAAGAACCUCCACUAAAAAAAAGGUGCAUAUAUCCUUCAGACACUGAAGAUACUGCCAAUAAAAGUGUUCUGGCAUAUCAGCCAUCUUCUGUACGAUUGCCAAACGUUACAACAGUGGAUACAAGUUUCCUGCCUCAGUUAGCAGAUUAUCCAGCCACAUUCCAUCACUCAACAAUGGCAGCUCUCCCCCCUGAGAUUCAAAAUUUGGACUUCUUCUCAUUGUUUCAGAGUGAUCCCCAGUACUGUCAAUCUAUAUUUCUGGACAAUCUCUCCUCUGCCGUUGGACCACCGACAAUGACACCCACUACUGUUGGCGGAAGCAUCAUCUCAUCAACCCAGCACCAUGAAAGCAACAGCAGCAGCCGAACAGAAACCGGGGUGAUAGCAGGAGGCGGGGGAACAGCCAGCAGCAUCCCAGACAUUAUUUCUUUAGACUGACAGAUUUCACAGACUUAAUUUUUUUUUAAUCCAUGUGCUGCAACAGGAGGGGUGGGAUUGGAGGAAGAAAGAGUGGAACAGCAAUCAUACUGCAGCCAAGGACCUAGACUAAGCAUUUUGUGCAUUCUCCACAAGGCUGCCACUUUAUUUUUGUUUUUAAAUACCAAGAGCCUUGUUGACUGUCAGCAUUCACUGAGACUUGCUCAGUGCAACGCUUCUUUGGAUGGGUAUGAAAACAAGAAUGGAUGGCAAGAACUGAGAAUUUAAACCUGAAAUCUUGCCUGAAGUACCUGACCAGAGUGAACUUGAGGUACAGUGAAAGCAGAAGACAAAACUGUAAUUUGUUCUUUUGCAAUUAAUGUAAUGUUUUAUUAACGGCCACCAAUGAAAUUAGCAGUGAUUUCUUUUUCUUCUGCCAGUUGACUGGAUAUCCACAGCUCUCUUUUCAAAAAUAUGCUUUGUCUCUGUAAAAGUUUGAAUUAUUGGUGCUUUAUUGUGAAAAACAUUAUAGCCUCAACCACUGUUGAAGAAUCCUAUUCUGUCUGUUGUUGAGGUUAAAUGCUGUAAUCCUGACUCAAAUGCAAUAACUGAGCCAGAAGUUAACAUCUUUUGGAUAAGGCAUUGUAUUAAUCAGUUCUGAAAUUUAACUCUUUAAUGAUUAAAUUUCGUAUAAACUUGUACCAUGUUUCCAGGAUGGCAAAAAAAUACA